Austrofundulus limnaeus is the source of this 6392-nucleotide messenger RNA. RefSeq names its product collagen, type IV, alpha 1 (gene col4a1). Gene Ontology annotation, molecular function: extracellular matrix structural constituent. The record is from RefSeq and is a predicted model, not a curated record. Gene Ontology annotation, cellular component: collagen trimer. Lineage: Eukaryota; Metazoa; Chordata; Actinopteri; Cyprinodontiformes; Rivulidae.
AUUGAACAGAGCUUCACUUAGUCUUGGACAAUGAUGCAGCCCAAGGUGCUGCCCGUGCUCCGCCGAUAAUAAUAAGAGAAAAAAAAGGUGCUGAGUUAAGCGGAGGACAGAGGACGAGGAGAGGGGUUCGGGUUGUCACUGCGCGCCGCCACCAUGCUGUUACCGUCCGGCGCGCUCCUGUUGCUGACCGCUUUCUGCUCCAACUUAGACCUGACAGGAGCUGAGGGUUGUGGAACUUCGUGUGGAAAAUGUGACUGCAGUGGUGUGAAAGGAGCAAAGGGGGAGCGUGGAUUUCCAGGUCUUCACGGUACCAUGGGGUUCCCAGGGAUGCAGGGACAUGAGGGGCCGCCAGGGCCAAUGGGCCCAAAGGGAGAUUAUGGUUUACCUGGAGCUCCUGGGCUGAAAGGAGUGCGAGGCCCUCCUGGUCUGCCAGGUAUGCCAGGAAACCCAGGACUACCAGGCAUCAAUGGAAACGAUGGUCCACCUGGUCCACCCGGUAUCCCAGGAUGCAAUGGGACGAAAGGUGAAAGAGGACGUGAUGGUUCUCCUGGUUUUCCUGGACUUCAAGGUCCUCCUGGCAUCCCGGGAUCUGCUGGAAUGAAAGGAGACCCCGGUGGUGUGAUUGGGAUUUUUCCUCGGCCUCAGAAAGGAGAACCAGGAUUUCCUGGCACACCUGGACUACCUGGACCAUCUGGCCUCAGUGGACCUACUGGACCUCCAGGACCUCGAGGGUAUCAGGGACUUAAGGGUGAUCCUGGACCGCCCGGCCCUCCAGGGGAAAAAGGAGACCGCUUGUCUUUUGUGGGUGAAAAAGGAGAAAAGGGAUUCUGCUUGCCUUAUCAGACUGGGAUCAAAGGUGAACCGGGGCCACCAGGACCACGAGGUAAACCUGGAAAAGAUGGGGAGAAUGGAUUCAAGGGAGAAAAAGGCUUUGCUGGAGCUCCUGGAUACCCCGGUUUAUUGGGAGAAAAAGGAGAACCUGGACCGCCUGGUUAUGCUGGUGGUCCCCCUGGUAGUCCUGGUCCAUCUGGACCCCCAGGUUUUCCAGGAGAAAAAGGUUUCCAAGGUCCUCAGGGAGAGCCUGGUAUACCAGGUCGCCACAUUGAAGGGCCUCGUGGAGACAAGGGUCAGAAAGGAGAAAUAGGCGAGAAAGGCGAUAGAGGCGUAGAAGGACUGUCUCUUCCUGGACCGCCUGGACAACAAGGACCAGCUGGACCCCCAGGGCCACCCGGACCACCAAUUGACCCAGAGGAGUGUAACAUUAAAAGGGGAGACCCUGGCCCACCUGGACCUCCAGGGUUAACAGGAGAAGUAGGACACAAAGGUGACAGAGGAGAUGCCUGCAUUAGUUGUGAAGGCACUGGUCCACCUGGAAUCCAGGGCAUCAAAGGGGAGCAAGGACCUCCAGGUCCAGGUGGCUUCAAGGGAGAAAAGGGUCGCGCUGGCAUUCCUGGAGAACCUGGUAGACCUGGUUCUGCAGGAACUCCUGGACUGAUGGGAGCCCCUGGUGCUGUGGGUGAACCGGGAGAUAUUUUCAUAGCAGAAGGUUUUAAGGGGGACAAAGGUCGUCCUGGUAAUCCUGGCUUUCAGGGACAGCCAGGUCAGGAUGGACUGCCAGGGAGAGAUGGUAUCCCGGGUCCACAGGGUCCCAAAGGAGAACCAGCCAAAGAGGGCAUCAAGGGUGAACGUGGACCAGAUGGGGACCCUGGUCUUACCGGACCUCCAGGAGAAAGGGGUCCUCCAGGUUUACCAGGCUAUGCCAGACCAGGAGACCCUGGAGAGAAGGGUAGUCAAGGGUCACCAGGAUUGCCUGGAUCUCCUGGACGACCUGGUGCAAAAGGGGAUCCAGGUGUUGGUGUUAGUACUCCUGGACCUCAGGGGGUACCUGGGCCACGUGGAGAAACUGGUCUGCCUGGACUUCAAGGUGACAGAGGUCCUCCAGGAGAUCCAGGGUUACCAGGUUUUCCUGGAGAAAAGGGUGAACAUGGAAUACCGGGAAUUGGAUUUCCUGGUCCAGCAGGUCCUAAAGGAAUCAGUGGAAUUCCUGGAACCACAGGAUUGCCCGGAGAGCCCGGAAAACCAGGACACGAUGGGUCACCUGGAAAACCUGGCCCACCUGGACAGAAAGGUGAACCUGGGCGUGGUCUUCCUGGCCCAAAAGGUUCACAAGGCUACACAGGAGUUACAGGUUUCCCAGGUGAGAAGGGUAACGUCGGAUUCCCUGGUAUUCCUGGACGUGAAGGACCAACAGGACUACCAGGACCUCAAGGACUUCAGGGUGAAGUUGGACCUCCAGGACCUUCUGGACCAGCUGGCCAACCAGGUGCUCCUGGGAAAGGUUUGCCUGGACCUCCUGGACCACAAGGACCACAGGGAGAUCCUGGACCUUAUGGCAUCGAAGGUAUAAAGGGAGAAAAAGGUUACCCUGGUCUUCCUGGGCUCGAUAUGCCAGGGCCUCAAGGAGACAAAGGAAGUCCUGGGUUCCCAGGAGUCCCAGGUUUCAAAGGACUACCAGGCCAACCUGGAUUACCAGGCAUAGAUGGACCAAGUGGAAACCAAGGUUCGAAAGGUGAAAUGGGAGUCAUGGGAACACCAGGAACCCCAGGAUUUCCUGGACCUCCAGGAUCACCUGGAUCUCCUGGUCUGAGAGGUGAUCCUGGUUUUACUGGGCCUAGAGGAGACAGCGGAGAGCCUGGACUUAAAGGUGACAGGGGAGAUAAAGGUCCUCCAGGACCUCCUGGGAACUUGACAAAGGUUGAAAUGGAGCACUUGAAGGGGCAAAAGGGAGACAUUGGAGACCCAGGUCAACCGGGUGUCACUGGAGAGAAGGGCCACGAAGGAUCUCGGGGCGAUCCAGGAAUGCCUGGCAAAGAUGGUGCUCCUGGAUUACCUGGACAACAAGGUGAUAAAGGAGAUCCUGGUUUUCCGGGAGAGCCUGGCGUGCCGGGACAAGUGGGUCUCAAAGGCAGUGUGGGCGACAUGGGAAUACCUGGUCCGGUUGGUCCAAAGGGUGCAAAAGGAGACUUUGGUACACCAGGUCAUCCAGGGUUCAGAGGUGCAGAGGGUGAGAAAGGAGACUCAGGGGUACCUGGUGAGCCAGGUAUUGGUCUUCCUGGGCAUCCAGGAGAACAGGGUCAGACUGGCCAGCCAGGGUUUCCAGGGUCACGUGGGGACAAAGGUGAAAAGGGUCAAGAGGGAAUGCCUGGGAAACCUGGACUACCAGGAACCAAAGGAGACCAAGGAGGCACUGGAUACCCAGGUCAACCAGGUAGACCGGGAGAGAAGGGUACUCCUGGACUUGCUGGAUCUGCAGGAGAUCCAGGUCGUGACGGCCGUCCUGGUGAAGGCGGUCUACAGGGGCCUCCUGGUGCUCGUGGAGAAAAAGGUGACCCUGGAGAGGAUGGCAUCCCUGGAUCCAUUGGGGAGAGAGGAGACCCAGGUACACCUGGUGUAGGUUUGCCUGGACCUCCUGGAACUCUUGGCGUCAAAGGUGACAAAGGUAGUGCAGGUGUACCUGGCAUGCCAGGUCAGCCAGGUAUCCCUGGUGUUAAAGGAGACAAAGGACUUCCAGGUCCGCUGGGACCCCAAGGAGAGCCAGGAGAGCCAGGUCUUCCAGGCAUCUCUAAAGAAGGCCCUAAAGGAGACAAGGGAGAGACAGGUCCAACUGGUGAAACAGGAUUCCCAGGAGCACCAGGACCUACUGGAGUGCCUGGCAGAGAUGGCCCAAAAGGAGAGACAGGUGACCCGGGUCCACCUGGUUACCAGGGAGAGUCCGGUCACAAGGGAGACCCUGGAGCUCCUGGACUUUCUGGUCCACCUGGUCUCCCAGGUAUUGAUGGUCAGAAGGGAGAAAAAGGAUUACAGGGUGUCCCAGGCUUCCCAGGUACCAAGGGUUUUGUUGGGGACCUUGGAUUCAAAGGAGAAGUGGGCGACAGAGGCUUCCCCGGAGAAAAAGGUAAUGAAGGUCCUCCUGGUCCCCCUGGACCUCAGAUGUUAAUAAAAGGAGACAUCGGGUUCCCAGGAAAUCCUGGAUUACCGGGUCCCCAGGGGCCAUCUGGGUUCCCUGGGCAGAAAGGGCAGCAAGGUGUGACUGGUAUUCCAGGUCCCAAAGGUGAUGAUGGUCUCCCUGGGUUUAACGGUCAGUCAGGAGCCAAAGGAGAGCCUGGUCUACCGGGACCCGAAGGACCCAGAGGACAUCCUGGCCCCCCAGGACCCGAUGGUGUUCCAGGUCAAGUCGGUCCACCUGGCCCGUCAUCCAUGGAGCAUGGCUUCCUGGUGACUCGUCACAGCCAAGCGGUGGAAAUUCCAUUAUGUCCAUAUGGGACCAGGCUGAUUUAUGACGGCUACUCCUUGCUUUAUGUGCAAGGCAAUGAACGCUCCCAUGGACAAGACUUAGGUACGGCAGGCAGCUGUUUGAAAAAGUUCAGCCCUAUGCCCUUCCUGUUCUGCAACAUCAACAACGUGUGCAACUUUGCCUCUCGGAAUGAUUAUUCGUACUGGCUCACCUCGCCCGAGCCCAUGCCCAUGAGCAUGGCGCCUAUCACCGGGGACAGCAUCAAACCUUUCAUUAGCAGGUGUGUUGUAUGUGAAGCUCCAGCCAUGGUGAUAGCUGUUCACAGUCAGACCAUAAUGAUCCCACCUUGCCCUGAAGGUUGGGACUCUCUGUGGAUUGGCUACUCCUUCGUUAUGCAUACCAGUGCAGGUGCUGAGGGUUCAGGCCAGGCCUUGGCCUCUCCUGGAUCCUGUCUGGAGGAGUUCCGUAGCGCUCCGUUCAUCGAGUGUCACGGCCGAGGAACCUGCAACUACUACGCCAACUCCUACAGCUUCUGGCUCGCCACCAUCGAAGACGAUGAUAUGUUUAGGAAACCCAUCCCAACAACCCUUAAAGCAGGCAAUCUCCAAACACACAUAAGCCGUUGUCAAGUGUGCAUGAAGAGGACAUAAACCCCUUAACCCCCAACUCCAGCAUUCUUAAACUCAUGCUUUACUUCCUGUUUUGAUGGUGCUACUUCCCCGCCUGGCAUGUGUGAACGAAGAGGAACAGCCAAAGACGGAACUUUGACAAACCAAAAACACAGAGACCAAAGAGUCUUUUUAUCUUUUUGUUCUGAGCUGAAACACGUUUGCAACGUGUGGAAAAAAAAAUGGCGCCCAGUUUACCACUGCACUGAGUUCAAGCCCCUGAAACUGGUUAACUGGUGUUCAUUUUCUAAGGGCUGUUUGUGGGAGUCAGGUGCUAUUGAAUUGAAAUUGUCUGCCUUUACGUCCUGUUUAGUUUUAUUUUUCCUUCCAGUGUCACACAUUUAACUACACUUUAUUCACACCUAUUACCUUGUUUAAAUCUACUAAUGAGAAGGAUGGGACUUACCACUGGUGACAGACACUCAUCACUCAUGAACCACCCUCAUGUUGCAGAUAGUUAUCAUUUACUCUUUUGUAAAUACCAUGCAUUCCUUUUUAAUAUAUACCAUACUCUCCUCAGGUUAUUACUGUAUCCAUUUGUGUGUUAUUAAGCCCAUUUUUUUAUUUAUAAAAUUUGAAAGAUUAUGUUGAGUUUUUCUGAAAUUCCAUGUAUCCAAAAACAGUUGUUUCAUGUUUGACUGCCAUAUUAACCAAAAAACAGCACUGAAAUCGCAUUGACUGACGUGUGUGUGUGUGUGUGUGUGUGUGUGUGUGUGUGUGUGUGUGUGUGUGUGUAGAUAAUAUGAACGUGUUUGAAUGAGAUAGAAAUUGUGUGUGAGUUGUUAAUUUCCUCAAAUAUAUGACUGAACACCCUUGCUGUUACUUUAUCUAAAACAAAUUUAGCAAUAAAUUCUUCAAGCCUUUUCACAGAACUUCACUUCAAAAGAUGUGAAACGUUAUUUGAAGCUUGCAGAAGAUCGUGCAUGACAGAUAUAGUAUGUUUCCGUGGUUUUCUAAAACUCUCUCAUCUUGGAUCCGAAAUAAAUGCACAUGUACUGUAUAUACUGUGUACUAACAUGUACUUGCUGUUUUGCUUGUUUACUUGACUGUUCCCAUGUGUGAAUUCCUUCUUUAAAAUCUUGUUGGAUUAAGUGUAAACAUACAUUGAUCAUCAUGAUUAGGCAAAAAAAAAAUCAUGAAUAUUUACACAUUUAAAAGUUUUAUAGGUCAGCAUUUGCUUUAGAAUUCAAUUUUGACACAUGUUAAUGUAGAAAAUCACCAACAUUGUCUGUUUUUAGUGCGAUUAAAAAUGCAGAGUAAUUACUUUGCAACUGACUGUGAUCAAAUGAACUAAAAUGCUAAAAAAUACAUUCAGGCUUUGCAGCAAACUAUCUCACAUUCGGAUAUUUCACAAACAGAUUAUAUAUAUUUUCCCAACUCAUACUGUGUAAUUCUUGCAAUAAAAAUGAUGUGUAGAUUUUUCUUAUUAA